AUGAGAUCUUGGCUGGAGAACACGAAAUUGCCGAGCUCCUCGCGCUUCUUCAAGUUGCUCGGGUGUCUCAAUCAGCAGAGCAUUUCUCCAGGUGUCAUCCGUCUGAGAAACAGCUUGUACGACAAGUACCCGUACAAAGACGUCCCCGGGGGCUGGAAGGUAAAGAUCUUGGUUCAGGAGAACGGGUACUCGAUCGUCCACGAGAAGUCCGAGCAGUCUUACAACCAGGCACCGACGCACAGCUUCUCUCUGAACUGGGCGUUCACCAUCAAGUUCUCCCCUUACUUUAGCAACGUGUGGGCCGGGUUCCAGGUGACCGGCUGGAACUGCGGCCCGGACAUGAGUCCGGAGCUCAGGAAGGACUUCGAGGCAAUCGUGGUCCAGCACACGCCCCCUCAAAUCAUGAAUCACCGCCUGCUGAUCGCGGACGAUCAGUCUCCCCGCGGCUCUCUCCUGUUGACGCCGAAACUGGCGGAGCGGUUCCGCGUCGCGUACGCCGUGCACCAAAUUCCGGCGUUUCCGGCCUCCGAUAGCAACCUGGAAUCUCCCCUCUACGUCCUCAUGGAGAGCCUGAUCUCCAAACUCGAGAGCGAGGAGAACCGCGCCGCUAUCAUGAACAUGCUCGAGUCCCUCGUCUACGAAGUGGGCCACUCCGACGUGGAAGUCGUCUCCAGACUCCUCUCAUACAUACACAUACACAACUACAGGUCCAGCCUGCUGUUCAAACUUCUUCACUACGACACACAAGCUCACAUGUUCGGCGCCCUGAAGUCCCAACUGUCGAAGCACCUUCCCCACCUAGUCGACGACUCGAAGUACUACACCAUCGAAUUCUGCAGGACCAGGCAGGGCUACAAACUCGUCGUCAACCACGUCUCCAGGGACGACGAAAACAUCAUUUGGUGGUCGGCCCUCUUUUACCUCGACGAACGUCUCAGCACCUUUGACUCCUCCAUCGUCGUCCAAGACGUCAUGCCAUCCCAAGACCUCCUCUCCUCUUCCAGCGCCUCCAGCCAACUCCUCUCCACCCUUGAACACCUCGUCACCCCAACCUCCGUCUUCAGCCAAAAAUUCAGGUGCCUCAGCUCGGAUGACCUCGACCUCUACUUCGAAUCCACCCAAACCAUCUCCAACUCCCUCUCCAUCUUCCUCGACGGCGCCAACCUGUUCCAAGACUUCUCCAUCAACACCUCCACUCUCCUCGCCGCUCUAAAACACCUCGAAAAACACAUCUCUCUCGCCACCUUCUACCUCGACAUCUCCAACCCACUCCGCAUCAGAAAGGCCAAGUGCUCCAUCAUCGACGUCGUCUGCACCUCGGAACCCUCCUCCGUCUCCAAAAAACACCUCAUAUACCCCGUCCGCAUCCAAUCCCACGAACACUACCUCCACCAAAACCUCGCCCAAGACCUCAUCCAGUGCUCCAGCAUGCUCGAAAUCCGCUCCGAAUCCAACCAACUCCUCUACCAACCCCUCCCGGAACUGGACCGCCCUCAACUCGUCCAAACCAUGCUCGACGCCAUCUUCUACAAAGUCGAACCCAACCACCUAGCUCAAAUCUACUCCCAGUCACUCGCCAACUCCAUCCGCGAACGACCCAACCUCGUCUGCGCCCUCUCCCACUUCUUCCAAGAACAACAGUCGCCCAUCCACCUCUCAGACAACAAACCCCAAAAAUCAUUCAAACUCUUCUCCCUCCUCACUCGAAACACCCUCUGCCAAGCCAUGCUGAGCCUGCGCGACCUGUUCUACGACAAGUUCCACUACAAAAGCGUCAAGGGCUCGUGGUCCGUCACGCUCCACUUCCUCCCCAACAAAAAAACCCUAAUCACUCACUCCAAACAAGAACAAACCCCCUGUCUAGACGACUUCCGCUCCUACUUCUUCUUCGAGUGGCGACUCCAGCUAACGGUUGACCUCGACAUGGAAACCAUCAAACAAUCGCAAUACAUCCACAACCUGUUCUUCCACGAAGAAACCUCCGAAGAAACUCGCACCGACGUCAUCAUGGCCUUCUCCCCCAUCAUCAGGGACUCCCCCUGCGCCUUCCUAAACAUGGCCACUUCAAUCUCCACCCUCGAAAUCAUAGAACUCCUUCGAAAAGCCAUCAAAGACGCUCACCCCACUCCAGUCGAACACUCGUCCCUCGGCACGCUCGACGUCACCUUCCUGCUCCAACAACUCGAGAGAAACAUCCCAUCCAAAAAAAUCCCUAUCACACCCCUCGGCUCUAACCUAACCCUAGAACAAGAACUGUGUUACGGAUCGAAUCUCUGA
Molecule: messenger RNA, 2277 nt
Organism: Schistocerca gregaria
Lineage: Eukaryota; Metazoa; Arthropoda; Insecta; Orthoptera; Acrididae
Exons: 3
Coding region: 1-2277 (758 amino acids)
Source: RefSeq, a predicted model, not a curated record